UGCAAAGGACUUUGGCUUCUUUCUCUCUGCAGAAAACUCCAAACUCUCCAACACCAAACAGCAUACCUUCUUUGUCUACUUCUACAAAGACACCCCCACCAUGUCCCUUCUCACUCACCUGUUGGCGUGUCUGUUUGGGAUGGGUUCCUGGGUCUCCAUCAACGGCCUGUGGGUGGAGCUGCCCCUCAUUGUCCCUGAGAUCCCAGAGGGUUGGUACCUGCCCUCGUACCUCUCCGUCCUCAUCCAGAUGGCCAACGUGGGGCCACUGUUCGUCACCCUGAUGCAUCGCUUCCGGCCUGGUGCCCUGAAUGAAAUAGCUGUCAUAUAUGUGAUCAUCGGCCUUGGCACUGCGGCGAGCUUCCUGCUGGGCUUCUUCUGGAAGGAGACUGUCGUGGUGGCCGGUGUUCCUCGCAGCGUAGCCCUCCUUGUCUUAACUUUCUUCCUCGCUGUUGUUGACUGCACUUCCUCUGUCACCUUCCUCCCCUUCAUGAUGCGUCUCAAGACUCAGUAUCUGACCACGUACUACAUUGGGGAGGGUGUGAGCGGCCUGCUGCCUGCUCUAGUGGCUUUGAUUCAGGGUGUUGGGGUGGUCCACUGCAUAAACAGCACCCAGUCUCUGAGCCACACACUUAACUCCUCCAACAGUUCUGUGACCUUUGACCUCCGGGCUCAGUAUCAGCCAGCCAACUUCUCCGCUGAGGUGUUUUUCUUCUUCCUCAGCGCCAUGAUGCUGGUGUGCCUGGCGGCAUUCCUGCUGCUGAACUACCACCCGUCUGUGGCCAGGGAGCUACCCAACGGUCAAUACACCAACGGGGUGAAGGAGAGGUCUCAGAGUAACAGGAAGUGGGUGGAGCAGAAGUCCAUGAUGGAUCCAUACAGACCUACCACUCAAAAGCGCAGAAGCAGCUUUGGCACCGGCUCUUACAGCUGGACGCAGGUGUUUUACAUCUUUGCGAUCCUGGCCUGGGCGAACGCUCUGACCAACGUGGUGCUUCCCUCUGUGCAGUCCUACUCAUGUCUGCCGUACGGGAACAACGCUUAUCACUUAUCAGCCACCAUGGCUGCUGUGGCAAACCCUCUCGCCUGCUUCAUUGCCAUGUUCUUCCCUAUAAGAUCUCUGCUGCUGAUGGGAGCACUCACAGUGAUAGGAAGUGCAGUUGGAGCUUUUAUAAUGAGCAUGGCAGUGCUGAGUCCCUGCCCACUGCUGGUUAAUGAAGCUUCAGGUAGUGUCAUCAUUGUGUUGGCCUGGAUCCUGUUUGCUCUCACUCUGUCCUAUGUGAAGGUGAUCAUUGGGGUGAUCCUGCGGGAUGAGGGUCACAGCGCCCUCGUGUGGUGUGGAGCUGUGGUGCAGCUGGGCUCUCUUCUGGGAGCUGUCACCAUGUUUCCACUGGUCAGUGUCUACAGCUACUUUUCAUCGGGGGAUCCGUGCAACACAAAAUGUCCCUAAAUGAAGAGGUCAUGAAGAAGAGACUGGAGGCAGAUAAAGCGACAGCUCAAGAUGUUUCACAUCUUUGGUUGCACAAUGAUCCACGAUUGUGGAGCAAGCAUUGGUUUGUUCUUACCAGGAUUUAUUUACUUAGCAUCAUCUGAAUCUCAACCUGUCAUCUGAGAGAUUUUGCUUGUUACAAGAAAAGCAAACCACAAAUAGCCUACAGAGCUGCAUAAAGUCAUAAUGUAGCUGCUUCAGACAGGAUGGGAUCUUUGCAGAUGUUGUGGAAAUACUCCACUACAAGUCAAAGUCCUGCAUUCAAACCUUACUUAAGUAUUAUCAACUAAAUUUACCUACUUAAAGUAUUAAAGGCAAAAGUACUCACUGUGGAGUUAAUUGUUCCCUGUCAGUAUUAUACUAUUAUAUAUGAUGUUUUUGAAUUAAUAGGGGAGACCAGGGUUGGUUGACAUGCUUUUCACUCUGCCAUACUUUUCUGGCAUAAUUUAUGUGAGAAUAUUAUAACCAGCAGCAAAUGACAGCUUAAGGUCUCACCUAUAACUAUAAGUGUGUUUCAAUUGACACAAAUGUUUUCGAAAACCUAGCGAUGAAUGAUUAAAGUCUUGUGCAUUUGUGCCAAACCAGUCCCAUCACAGGUUGCUUGGCACAAUGUUAAAUUGCUAUAAUUAUGAAAAAGAAGCAAACAAUAGAAACAAUUUGAACAUUUAAUUUAAAAAAGAGCUAGAAAACAUGAACAUUUAACAGAAUAUCUGUCCAUUUUAAAAGCAAACAACAUUCCUAGGAAGUUCAUCAGUAGGGAUGUCUAAUUACUCUUCCCAUGGACCAUCCAAAGAAAUAAUAAUUAACUAUCAAUACAAACAUUGUUUUUGAUCUUUCAAUAUAGUUUUAAUGUCAAAAAAUACAGUUACAGCUAAUUGGAAAAUUGGAUGGACAAUGUGCCAACCAACCUCUGCUAACAUCUCAGCCACUGCCAUCACUCAUUAGACUUUCAAAUCUUAUAUCAAAAUGUAGCUGACUCCUUUGUCUCAAAUAGAAGUAACUGACUUCCAGAAGGUUCAACACAAUAGAUGAGCAAACAUUGUGAUGUUACAUUUUUGUUUCUGUGACUUUCAAAAGACCAGAAAAUAGCUGUGUGCCAACCAACCCCGGUCUCCCCUACUGCUGCAUUAUGUUGGAUUAUACUGCUGUAGAUUUUGAAGCUUGUGCUCAUUUUAACUACUGUGUGUGUGUGU
This is a messenger RNA of Epinephelus fuscoguttatus (brown-marbled grouper), 2679 nucleotides long. RefSeq names its product riboflavin transporter 2 (gene slc52a3-2a). Gene Ontology annotation, cellular component: plasma membrane. The record is from RefSeq and is a predicted model, not a curated record. Gene Ontology annotation, molecular function: riboflavin transmembrane transporter activity. The transcript is spliced from 4 exons. The coding region runs from base 101 to 1447 and encodes 448 amino acids. Gene Ontology annotation, biological process: riboflavin transport. NCBI's taxonomy places the organism in Eukaryota, Metazoa, Chordata, Actinopteri, Perciformes, Serranidae.